Molecule: messenger RNA, 1065 nt
Organism: Phaeodactylum tricornutum CCAP 1055/1
Lineage: Eukaryota; Bacillariophyta; Bacillariophyceae; Surirellales; Neidiaceae
Exons: 4
Coding region: 1-1065 (354 amino acids)
Biological process (GO): mitotic DNA replication initiation
Cellular component (GO): GINS complex
Source: RefSeq, a predicted model, not a curated record
AUGAUCUGUCGACUCAACCGAUUUGAAAGUGGCGGGGUUAUUUCCGGCCAGCGUGAUCGAGCCCAAAAAUCGGCUCGUACACGGGCAACGCUUUUCUACGUCUGCGCGGAAGGAAUUCAAACCGACGGACGAUGGCCUGCCGAUAGGUCACACACUCUACACGCCCGACAUAUCCGAUUGCUUUAUUCAUUGGACGAGCACUGUGAAGAAGUCCGUGCCCUGUUCUUUACGUCUACAGCUUCUUUCCUCUUUGUGGGAUCGCAAUUCCGCCGUUUCGUUCCUUUACGUCGAUUAUAUUCGAACGAUACCAUCAUCAUGCCGCGUAGUCCCAACUAUUACGAUAUUGACGCCAUCCUAGCCGACGAAGAGCUAAUACCUUGCACUACUCUCUUUGAAUUUUCCUAUUUGGCCCAUUUGGACCCCGACAUUGCCGAUAUGCAGCAGUAUUUGCCGGAAAAAAGUCGGAUCCACGUUCCGCUCUGGGCGAUUGACAAAUGGGCCAUGGUCAACUACGUCAGUUUGUCACUCCCUCGACAGUACGGUCGCAAAGCACGCGAACGUCUCGAAGCCGAUCCUUCCGAAGUCGAUCUCUGCAAGCGCAACGGGUACUUUUUCCGGUCCGGCGUCAACGUCAUCAAUCUCAUUGAACAAAGCUGUCGUAAACUCGAUCAGGGCCUCGCCGCACAAGGGAGGAACAGUGGAAAACUCAACGAGUUAAGGUCACAAUUGUUCAAACUCCAACAGGAAGCAUCGGCUUUGCGACAGACGUUGCUACUGACGUACACCGGUGACCGCUUGCGGCAUACACUGGACUGGGCCUUGAGUAGUGUCGGGGAUGACGUGUCACGCUAUACAUCUCGACUGACGGAAAUGGAAAAGAAUUUGUUUCGCUUGGGGGCCCGGGCCGCCACCAACCACGUCCGAUGGAAAAUGUUGGGGAGUCGCCGAGUAUUGCCUCCAACGACGCGGCCCAUGGCGCCGAUUAUCCGCCGGGCCGUCACCCCCGAUCCACCACAGAUGGAUGCGACCCAAAAGGCUCCUAACAAACGGCAAAGAACGCUCUAG